AUGGUUUCUAUCUCCGAGCAGAUGGCACGUCCUCCAGCACCAGCUGCUCAAAGCACUGCUCAAGCAGGACCAGCGGUCCGUCAAAAUACAUUUGGUCAGGGUCCAGGACCCCAAUUCAGGUUUUCUCAGGGUGUAUGGGCUCACGAAGGGUCAAGUACCAGUGGUAAAAAGAACCGACCGCCACGAGCCCAGCAGAGCAGUUCUGGGUCCGGGACUGGGAAAGGAGGGUCGACUAAAGUGAAAGUCGAUUCUCUGGCAGAUAUUGAAGCAGCUCUGAAAGAACUGGAAAUGGGGAGUACUAAUCACGAGGUGUGUGGAUGUAUGGCUACUCGACAUCCGCUGCUUGAAAUAGCGCCUAAUUGCUUGAAUUGUGGACGUAUCAUUUGCACAAAAGAAGGACUGGGCCCUUGCUGUUUUUGUGGGUCUCCUCUUAUUAGUAAUGAAGAACUGCUGGAAAUUAAUCGAGUUCUACAAUUAGAAAAAGAACAACUUACAGCUGGCAUGAGUAAGAAAGCUUUGAGACAAGCAGGAAUUGAUCCAGGAAAGGCACUUUCUGAUAUGGGACUUAAACCCAAUAAAAAUGAAAAAUCGUUAGAAGAUGCUCAGCGACGUUUGAAUACACUUUUAGAAUUCCAAGAGUCGAGUGCUCAACGAACCAAGAUCAUUGAUCAAGUCAGUGAUUUUGAAACCCCAUUCCAGGGAGUUAAUAAAUGGGCGUCGCCAAUUGAGCAGGCUCAACAAUUAAAACGUCAGCAACAUCAAUUGCGGAAAAUGCAUGAACAACAGCUACAGAGAUCAGGCAGAGGGAAAAAAGUCAUUAGUAUUGACUUGAAAGGCAAUAAAGUGUAUAUGACGGAAUCUGCAGAGCCUUUGGAAAGUGAGGGAGAAGAAGACGAAUUAAGCGAAGGAGUUUCAACAGAAGCACAAACAAAUUCAACCUCGGAUAAAGACAAAAAGAAACCUCUCAACUCUUGGAACCCAAAUUCAUACGGAAAAUCCUUCAUUAAACCAGUGUACCGGCCAGUAGCCGGUUCGGGAAAACGGCAACCAAACAGCAUCUUAAAGAAAAUUGGCAUUGAUGAAAUUACUGGAUCACACAGCCGUCUCAACGCAGAGGACGACGAGACACGAGUGUUGGAAAUGUAG
Messenger RNA from Sugiyamaella lignohabitans, 1146 nucleotides. RefSeq lists its product as uncharacterized. Gene Ontology annotation, biological process: regulation of DNA-templated transcription. Gene Ontology annotation, cellular component: nucleus. NCBI's taxonomy places the organism in Eukaryota, Fungi, Ascomycota, Dipodascomycetes, Dipodascales, Trichomonascaceae. Gene Ontology annotation, molecular function: zinc ion binding. Bases 1 to 1146 code for a protein of 381 amino acids. The record is from RefSeq and is a predicted model, not a curated record. The transcript has a single exon.